AUGCUGUCAGUACCAGCGCCAGAAGAGGAAAUGGCGUCACACACCAUCGAUCCCCCGACCCCUGCCGCUCCAACUCCUCCAUCGUCACCUCCCAAAGCACCAGCUCCUGAGGCACCAAGCGGCAGAGGACAUCGUGUUUGCAAGGCAUCCACAUACAUCCAGCGAUUGAACGAUGGAUCUGGUGUCGCUGACGGACACCCGAGCCAGUCGAAAUACCCAAAAGGUCUGCAACCUGGUGACCUGAUGGGAGCUGUGGCCGUUGAGGCAGAAAGCGAGGAUGAAGUUGAGUCAAUCUUCGCGAUGCCAGCAUUGAUGGAGACUCCUAGACAGGAUCCGGCUUCUCUGAAUGAAGCCAUGCAGAGCACAGAAUGGCCGAAAUGGAAGGAAGCAAUAGUGAAGGAGAUGCAAAACCUUGAUAGUCAUGGCACAUACACACUGGUUGAGCCACCUAAGAACACUAACAUUGUAGGAUCCAAAUUCGUCUUCCGCAUCAAACACAACGCGGAACGUGAAAUCGAGUCCUACAAGGCUCGUCUCGUGGCUCAGGGAUUUACACAGGUGCCAGGGAUCGACUUCAAUGAGACAUUUGCCCCAGUGGCCAAGCUCGCGUCGAUUCACCUGAUUCUCGCGCUCGCCGCAUGCUAUGACUGGGAGCUGCACCAGAUGGACGUCAAGGGGGCGUACCUGAACGGGGAUCUCGAGGAAGAGAUUUAUAUGCAGCAGCCUCCUGGGCAAGCUGAACCUGGGAAAGAGCACCUUGUCUGCAGGCUCAAGCGACCUCUGUAUGGGCUAAAGCAGAGCGGUCGUCAGUUCCACAAGAAGAUUUCUGGCGAACUUGGCAGCAUGGGACUCACCAGGAGCAAGGUCGACCACUGCGUCUUCUGGCUUCGCAAUGAAGAAGAUGUCCUCAUCUUGCUCAUCGCGCUUUCCGUUGACGACUCGACCAUUGCAGGCACCAAGGCAGCAGUUUUCUGGUUCAAGCGAGAGAUCAGCACGCGUUUCAAGAUGUCAGAUCUCGGAGAGAUGCACUGGAUCUUAGGGAUCGAAGUGCAGCGUGACCGCGACGUGCGCACAUUGUCUCUGUCGCAGCACGUGUAUAUCGACAUGAUUCUCACGCGUUUCAACCUCCAGGAUGCGAAGUCAUUGACUACACCACUUGACCCCGGGACUGUCCUCAGCAUCCACCAAUGCCCCUCCACUCCUCGUCAGUUUGAAGACAUGAAGAACAUACCAUAUCGCGAAGUGAUCGGUUCGCUCAUGUACGCGGCACUUGGGACGCGCCCCGACAUUGCGUACGCCAUAACGGCUCUCUCGCAAUUCAUGCAGAAUCCAGGACAGCCGCACUGGGAAGCAGCAAAGAGGGUUUUUAGGUACCUCGCAGGAACGAGGGAGAGAUGGCUGACAUUCGGAGAGACAACGGAUGGCGUGGAAGGCUUCUCGGACGCGGACUGGGGAUCGGCCGAGCACAGGCACUCGAUUAGUGGGUAUGUGUUCCUCCUUGAUGGCAGCGCGGUCUCGUGGUCUGCUAAGAAGCAGAAUGUUGUCGCGUUAUCAAGCACCGAGGCGGAAUACAUCGCGAUAACUCACGCGACAAAGGAAGCACUCUGGCUUCAUUCCCUCCUCGCCGAUGUCCUCCACCCUGACAUCCUCCGCUACCCGGUGCGCUUGCACAGUGACAAUAAGUCGGUGAUUGCCCUUGCUAAGGACGAUGCUUACCACGCACGUACCAAACACAUCGACAUCCGCUUUCAUUUCAUCCACAAGACCGUCGAGAAUGGCCAGGUCAUUCUGCAAUACUGCUGUACUGAAGACAUGCCAGCAGACAUAUUCACAAAGGUUCUGCCAUGCAUCAAGGUCGAACAUCUCUCGCACCUCAUUGGGCUGCAUGAGAAUUGA
Messenger RNA from Sparassis crispa, 1896 nucleotides. RefSeq lists its product as hypothetical. Lineage: Eukaryota; Fungi; Basidiomycota; Agaricomycetes; Polyporales; Sparassidaceae. The transcript has a single exon. Bases 1 to 1896 code for a protein of 631 amino acids. The record is from RefSeq and is a predicted model, not a curated record.